AUGAGGAAACUGAGGCAAUGGACGCGGAGACUCCUGCGGGAGCCUCUCCCAAGCCGUCCCCACUCCCACUCCGCGGUUCCCAUCUGGACCAGAGGGAGGGAGCGAAGCGAGCUGGAAGGAGGGGUGGUCAGGAUCCCAGAGAGGGGGUGCUCCGACCCGGGCCCUUCCCUCCACCUGCAGGGCCCUGCCCCCGCCCCGGCACUUCCGAAGCCUCGGCAUCCCCUCCUGGCCCGGGGCCGACGCCUCCCGCCCCCCUCCAGCCGGCCGCACCCCCUCCGGGGCCAGGCCUCCCGAGGCGAUUCCGCGCCCCGGAGCGAGCCGCGCGCCUCCCCACCCGGCCUGGCCCCGGGCCUCCCGCCCCCAAGGCCCCUCUCCGCCGGCGCGGGACCCGGGCCCGGGCGGGGCCGCUCCUCCCCUCGCGAGCCGGACUCCGGGUCCCGCCGCCGCGCUCAACUUCGGGGCGCAGUUGGCCGGGGACCGCCGCGCCCAGUCGGCGCGCACGCAGAUGUCCCUCCGGAACAGGUGGCCCGGGCGGCGGCCGAGCCCUCCCCGCCGCCUCCGCAGCCCACCCUCGCCCCGCCUUCUCGCGGCGCCCCUUCCCACCCGCGCCCCCGGCGUCCCCAGGGCCGCACCCCGGAGCCCCCGCCCGCCGCCCCCUCCGCGCGGUCCCCGGUACCUCCGGCUCCCGCGGCGGCGGCGGCGGCGGCGGACGAGCUGGCCCCGCGGGCCGGCGGGCAGCGCGGCGGCGGGAGGCAGCGCCCGGAGUCCGGCGGCGAGAGCGCCGCCCCUCCGGCCCGGGCGUGGUCAGCGCCGCCCCGCCCGCCCGCCCCGCUGGGUCCCCGCGGCUCUCCGCGCGGGGCCAGGACCACCGUCCACAGCCUCUAGAAGUUUCCACGGCUCUGCUCAGCUCUUGAUCUUCUGCUCCUUUCCCCACUCUUUACCUUGAUGCUGCCACCCAGACCCGCGGCUUUGGAGGCAUCUCUCUGCCGAUGACGCCCCAAUGUGGCCUGCAGCCCGGACCUCUCCGUGAAGGCACGUUUCCAAACUGUGCUCCCUUCCAGGGCUCCGGCCCACAGGCUGAUCUCUCCCCACGCUGUCCUGGAUCUCCCUCUCCUGCCGCUUGGGCCCCAAACCGUGCCUCCUCUCUGCCCGCCACCCACCUUCCCCACACCCACUCCAGCGACAAUCCUAUCAGAUCCACCUUGAAAAUAUGUCCAGAAUCUGACACUUCUCACCCCUCCCCCUGUCCAACCACUAGCCUCCCCCCAGGGACCUCAUCUGGCCUGUGCUCCUGCCUCCUGGACUCCCCUGUCCGAACAGUGGCCAGAGGGAGGUGGGCAGAGGUCAGACCCCAUCCCUCCACAUCCCUCCCCUGCCCAAGCCCUUCCAGGGGCUCCUCGCUGUUCUCGGAAGAAAAACCCCUGCCUCGCCCUGGCCUCUUCCCUUUGUCGGAUGCGGGCGCCGCCCAGCCUCUCUGGCCGCCUUGCUGGUGCUCGCCCCCUCCUUGCUCUCGCUGGAACAGACUGUCUGCCUGGAACAGUCUUGCCCAGAUACCCACGCGGCUGUCUCCCUCGCCUCCUUCAGGUCAGAGCUUCCUUGUCAGCUUCUGAGUGAGGAUGCGCUGACCUCCCUGUCUCAGAUCGGACAUGCAUAUCCUGUGCUCCCCCGAACACCUAUCACCACGCGACAUGCUCUGUUUCACUUACACGUUUAUUUUAAUGCCAGUCCUCUGGGGUUGUGAGUUCUCCAGAACAAGGGUUCCUGCUGACUUGUUCACUGCUAUGUCUCCCUCCUGGAACAGUGUUUGGAACAGAGUGACUGGAUGCUCAGCGCACAUGUGUAGAAUGAAUGAACCUGUAGGAUUUCACCACUGCUAAUAUUCACAAUGCCUUUUCUUUGUAUUGGCCUUUUCAUUUCAAUAAAUGUUUUUU
Molecule: messenger RNA, 1931 nt
Organism: Mustela lutreola (European mink)
Lineage: Eukaryota; Metazoa; Chordata; Mammalia; Carnivora; Mustelidae
Exons: 3
Coding region: 1-885 (294 amino acids)
Source: RefSeq, a predicted model, not a curated record